This is a messenger RNA of Bufo gargarizans (Asiatic toad), 1020 nucleotides long. Its product is annotated as zona pellucida-like domain-containing protein 1. Bases 1 to 1020 code for a protein of 339 amino acids. The transcript has 9 exons. Gene Ontology annotation, cellular component: cell surface. The record is from RefSeq and is a predicted model, not a curated record. Lineage: Eukaryota; Metazoa; Chordata; Amphibia; Anura; Bufonidae.
AUGAACCUCGGCAUCAUCCUCCUGAUAUUCACCUGCUUGCAGCCCUGUAUUUGCCAAUCCUGCUCCCCAGCGUAUAAUCGACUCCCAGAUAACAGUGAUAUAACGGUGGUGUGCGGAGCAACAGAUAUAAAGCUGUCUAUAAACAUCUGCCCGAUUUAUUUUGCCAAUUUUCUUCCCAACGAGCUUACUCUGAAUGGAAAAUACAACAACACGGAGUGCAGGGGUCUCGUGGAUAACUCAACAGAUCCCCCAGGCUUGAAAUUCACCCUACAGCUUGAUGAGACAAUUAAUAAUAGUUGUGGAAAUUUCAUUGAAAUUGUAAAUGAAGUCGGCACAGGUGAUUUUAGUCAGUAUUCCAAUGUCCAAGCAGUCAGCAUCUCUGGAUUUGUGGAUUCUUUGCCACUGGCAGAAAUGGGACUUGUGUCUUACAGCACAAACCUAUUCUAUAACUUUUCUUGCCAUUACCCACUGCAGUACAUUUUGAAGAACACAGAGUUGUUUGUGUCCUUUGGAGCAGUGGCUAUCAAUAACAACAAUGGCAGCUUCAUCAGCACUCUGCGGAUGAGGGUUUUCAUGGACGCUGAUUUCACCACGGAAUCAACUACAAAUGGCACCGUAUAUGAUCUAAAGAAAAAAAUAUACGUGCAAGUAAGCAGUAAUAACUCGGCAAUGAGCUACAAUGUUAAUCUGGAUCAGUGCUUUGCCACACCCAGUCCUCUUGUCACCAAUGGAGUAAACGAAAGCUAUGCCUUCUUCACAGGCUGCAAUGUACAAAAUAGAACAACUGUUAUUUUAAAUGGUAAAGCCACGACGGCCAAGUUCAGUUUUGAGACUUUCCGCUUUGUGCAGCACAGUGGCCAGAAAACGUCGUCAAUAUAUCUGCACUGUAUGACCCGCCUCUGUCUCUAUGACCAAUGUCCUACAUGCGCAGGCUCCAGAAAAAGGAGACAGGCUAAUUCCGAUACAGAGCCAGUGAUGAUUUCAUCUGGUCCCAUCUAUGUGGCAGACAGAUCCAGAUGA